GUGAUCAGUUCCUAAACGUGAUCAACUAUAUUAACUCUGUUGAGCUUUCGCUUAACACAUAGGAUCUUCAUUCCAGUGACAAGUUUUGAUUAUCUCAAUAUCAUUUUUUUUUGCAUUGUGUUGAAGAAAAUUUCUUCAAAUCGGAAUAAUUCCAAGGAAUUUAAUUGAUUUUGUCUUCGGCAAAAGGACUAGGACACCGAAAUUUUUGUAAUGCCAACGCCAGUUCAAAUAUCGGAUACGGAACAUCCGAAUGCGAAUGUGCAAGUGUUGAAAGUGGAACGGCCAUACUAUGAACAACACCAGUUUAACAAUGCAUUAUAUUAUGAUAACUCAAAAGAUAAGAAACAAGUUUGUUCGAAUCCGUUGGCGAAGUUCCACCCGUUGAACAUGAUGUUGAGUAUGUUUCCGAUUCUAUCGUGGCUGCCAAAAUAUGAUUUGAAACGGGAUCUUAUCUCUGACAUGAUCGCUGGAUUCACCGUGGGUGUGAUGCAUAUUCCACAAGGAAUGGGCUACGCUUUGCUCGGCUCAGUACCGCCGAUCAUUGGGAUUUAUACAGCAUUUUUCCCAGUUUUGGUUUAUUUCAUUUUUGGUACAUCAAAACAUGCAUCGUUGGGUACUUUUUCAGUCAUCUCCAUCAUGGUUGGCAAAGUCGUUUUGAGAUAUACUGGUAUAUAUGAACCAAUGCAUGUAGUUUCCAGCUUGUGUAUAGUUAUGGGCUGUUUCCACAUAAUAAUGUACGGUAUACGAUUUGGUGUUUUGUCGUCAUUGCUUUCGGAUGCGUUAGUAUCGGGCUUUACCACUGGAGCCGCAAUCGGAGUGUUGACAUCACAAGUUAAGGACUUGUUUGGAAUCAAAUUGACUCAAGUCCUUGGAAAAUAUGAAAUUGUUUUGAAUUGGUACGAGUUGCUCGGCAAAUUACCUUCGACAAAUUUAGUGACUUUUGGUAUAUCAGUACUCACGAUAACCGUUUUAGUUUUGAAUAAUGAAUUACUGAAGCCAAGAUUGAGUAAAUUGUGCCUUGUGCCGAUGCCAAUUCAAUUGAUAGCAGCUGUUGGUGGAACAUUGGCGUCUGGAUAUUUUGACUUGGCUAAAAAUUACAAUGUCACGGUUGUCGGUCAUAUCCCGACCGGAAUCCCAGCAUUUCAACCGCCGGAUUUGGAUCUGUCAAGGCAUUUAAUCGUCGAUGGUUUAAUCAUUGCUAUCGUUUCAUACACGAUCACCGUUUCGAUCGCGGUCACUUUUGCAAAAAGCAAUAAUUACGAAAUCGAUUUCAAUCAAGAGCUAUUGGCAUUGGGUGCAUCGAAUAUAUGCGGUACAUUUUUCUCGUGUCUUCCAUUGUCCGCCUCUUUAUCGCGGUCACAAGUUCAAGUCCUGACUGGAGGGCGUACACAGCUCACAUCGAUCGUUUCAUGUUCGAUAUUGAUUUGUGUUCUACUUUGGAUUGGUCCGUUUUUCGAAAUUCUCCCAAAGUGUAUUUUAGCCAGUAUUAUAGUGGUUGCGUUGAAAGGGUUGCUGGUGCAAGUCAAGGAUUUCUUUAGAUUUUGGAAUAUUUCACGUUUGGAUGCGAUCAUUUGGCUGGCAACAUUUUUGGCUGUGGUCAUUGUUUCAAUUGAUGUGGGUCUUUUGGUUGGCAUUGUUCUAAGUGUGGCCAGUAUUUCCAUUCGUAGCUUGAAACCAUAUACCUGCCUACUUGGUCAUGUUCCAAAUACGGAUUUAUACUUGGAUAUCAAACGAUAUAAAGCCGCUCAAGAAAUUGAAUCGAUUAAAAUAUGCCAUUAUUGUGGUAGUUUGAAUUUUGCAUCACGAUCGAAUUUCAAGUCGGAACUAUGCUCAUUGAUUGGAAUAGAUGCUAUUGAGCUAACGCGUUCAAAACCAUCGCAGCCGAUUGACACAAAUUGCAUCAUCAUCGAUUUCUCCGCUUUGAGCUACAUUGAUCCAUCGGGAGUUUUAUCUCUGCAACAAUUAAUCAACGAUUUCAAUAGAUUAUCCAUAAAAGUUUACAUCGCGGGCGCAUCAUGUCCUGUUUAUGAAAUGAUGAAACGAUGUGACUUGAACGAGAAACCAGACGGUUCUUUCAACUUCUUCCCAACUAUUCAUGAUGCUGUGCAUCAUGCGAAGGAGAAGUUGGUGUUGAUUCCAGUUAUUACAGAAAUACCGUCAAAACUCACUGCGGACAUUGGCAUCAAUAUUAUACCACCAUCUGAUGUAUACAGAUCGAUAACACAUUUUUGAAAUAAUUGGUCUCUUUUCCUUUGCCAUCGAUUGAAAUGCUUAGUUCUUAGAUUACACGGAUAAGCUUUAAAAUACUGUUAACUUAUAGAACAAUUGAAUUAUAAUGUAAAAUUAUUAUUUUGCUAUUAUUUGAU
Molecule: messenger RNA, 2366 nt
Organism: Sitodiplosis mosellana (orange wheat blossom midge)
Lineage: Eukaryota; Metazoa; Arthropoda; Insecta; Diptera; Cecidomyiidae
Product: sulfate transporter-like
Exons: 8
Coding region: 211-2232 (673 amino acids)
Biological process (GO): transmembrane transport
Cellular component (GO): membrane
Molecular function (GO): bicarbonate transmembrane transporter activity; chloride transmembrane transporter activity; sulfate transmembrane transporter activity
Source: RefSeq, a predicted model, not a curated record